UGGAGAGGGCCAUUCCCAAAACUAUAAACUGGUCGGCAUUAUAUGCAAUCAAACAAGGUCCUUCCGAGUCACCAUCCGAAUUCUUGGAUCGACUAAGGGACGUAAUGCGCCGCAACACACCGCUGGAUCCUGGGUCAGAGGUAGGAACGCAACAACUAGUUUCUUUGUUUUUGGGCCAGUCUACAGGAGAUAUUAGGCGCAAACUCCAAAAGCUGCGUCCCACAGAAGGAAGGAACCUGGAAGUAUUGCUGGAUGAAGCGUGGAGGGUGUUCAGUAAUAGAGAGGAAGAUUACAAACGGGGACAAAGAAGGGUGGUGGCGGUCGUCAGGGAGGAGGAGGAAAGAAAACCCAGACGAGGACCGCCUCGAUUAGGCAGAGAUCAAUGUGCGUUAUGCAAAAGAUUUGGACACUGGAAAGAUGAUUGUCCGGAAAAGCGGAAAAAUAAGGAGAAGGGGCGGAAUAGUCAGAAAGAAAGAAUAAUGGCUCAUUUGAGGGAAGACUGACGGGGACCUGGGGAAUCCACCCUAGCGGAUCCACUGGUUAUAAUGAAGCUAGGGAAAAAGCAGAAGAAGGUAGAAUUUCUGGUGGACACAGGGGCGACGUAUUCGGUCUUGAACCAAGCUUUGAGGCCCCUGGGAAAUGACUAUAUCAUGGUGAAAGGGGCAACUGGCCAAAGUGAAAAGGUAUAUUUUUGUGAACCUCUGAGAUAUAAAUUGGGAAAACAAUGGGGCAUCCACAGAUUUCUGUACAUGCCCAACUCCCCGAGAGCACUGUUGGGGAGAGAUUUAUUGGAACAAUUAGGUGCGAUAAUUAAAUUUGAAAAGGGAGAGAUUACUCUGGAGGUGAAUGACCAACAGUAUAUCCAAAUAAUGAGCUUAUCCCUAACUAAUGUUCCUAUAGAGGGAAAAAUCAGCGAAGAAAUUGCGAACCAGGUAUACCCCGGGGUUUGGGCCACUGAUGUGCCCGGAAAAGCAAAAAAUGCUACACCUGUGGAGGUCAAACUCAAAGAAGGACGACAGCCAGUAAGAAUCAAGCAGUACCCCCUGAGGAAGGAAGACAGGGAGGGAAUUCGACCAGUAAUAGAAAAAUUUUUACAACUAGGAUUAUUAAGGGAAUGUGAAUCCGAUUUUAACACUCCCAUAUUACCUGUCCGUAAACCCAAUGGGUCGUACCGGGUGGUUCAGGACCUACGGGCUAUAAAUAAAAUAACUGAAGACCUCUACCCGGUAGUGGCAAAUCCAUAUACCUUGCUGACUGUAUUGACACCUGAACUAACCUGGUUUACUGUUUUAGACCUGAAGGAUGCCUUCUUUUGCCUCCCUCUCCAUAAAUCCAGCCAGAAAAUAUUUGCAUUUGAAUGGGAAAAUCCUAAAAGAGGGCGUAAAACUCAGCUUACUUGGACGGUGUUACCACAGGGGUUCAAAAACAGUCCUACUAUAUUUGGUAACCAACUCGCAAAAGAUCUUGAGUCCUGGGAAGCCCCGCCUGAGGAAGGGAAACUGUUACAAUAUGUGGACGAUAUCCUGAUUGCAACCAAAACAGAGGACGCUUGUAUGACCUGGACGGUUAGUCUGCUAAAUUUUUUAGGGCUCCAGGGAUAUCGGGUAUCCAAGAAGAAGGCCCAAGUGAUGCAGCGUAAGGUGAUUUAUCUGGGCUAUGAAAUCAGUGCUGGACAAAGAACUUUGGGACAGACCCGGAAAGAGACAAUAUGUCAAACUCCGAGACCACAAACAGUGAAAGAGUUACGAACCUUCCUGGGGAUGACUGGGUGGUGCCGACUAUGGAUCUAUAACUAUGGACUGCUUGUUAAACCUCUGUAUGCACUGACAACCACUGAACAAAAACACCUUAAAUGGAAUAAAGAGACCAUACAGGCCUUCAAGUUGCUAAAAAAGGCCCUCAUGUCGGCCCCAGCCUUGGGACUCCCAGAUGUGAGUAAACCGUUUUUCCUUUUUUCCCAUGAGAAGCAGGGGAUUGCCCUAGGAAUACUAGCACAAGAUCUGGGCCCGUAUCGACGAGCAGUUGCCUACUUUUCUAAACAAUUGGAUGCAACUGCAAAAGGUUGGCCUGGAUGCCUGCGAGCAGUCGCGGCUGUAGUACUAAACAUCCAGGAAGCCCGAAAAUUCACCCUGGGCCAGAAAAUGACUGUGUUGGUGUCCCAUACAGUAUCUGUAGUACUGGAAGCGAAAGGUGGACACUGGCUUUCCCCACAAAGAUUCUUGAAAUACCAGGCUAUAAUGGUAGAACAGGAUGAUGUGGAGAUCAUAGUCACUAACAUUGUCAAUCCAGCCUCUUUCCUCAGUGGAAACACAGGGGAACCAGUGCAUCAUGACUGCCUGGAGACCAUCGAAACAACAUAUUCCAGCCGUUCAGACCUGAGAGACAGUCCUAUGGAGAACACGGAAAACUGGUUCACGGAUGGAAGCAGCUACGUCCUAAGUGGUAAAAGACAUGCCGGAUAUGCCAUUACCACCAGUCAAGAAAUCAUAGAGUCAGGGCCUUUACCCAUGAGUACCUCUGCACAGAAGGCGGAAAUAAUUGCUCUGACCCGUGCCUUGGAAUUGGCCCAAGGCAAAGCUGUAAAUAUCUAUACAGACUCAAAAUAUGCCUUUGGAGUCGUACAUGCGCAUGGAGCAAUCUGGAAGGAGAGGGGAUUAUUGAACUCACAGGGCAAAAAUAUCAAGCACGCAGAAGAGAUCAUGAAACUGUUGGAGGCAGUCCAACUCCCUGAGAAAGUGGCGAUCAUGCACAUUAAGGCACAUCAGAAAGUGAACUCAGAAUUGGAAAGAGGAAAUGAGCUGGCGGACAGAGAGGCAAAACAAGCAGCUAAAGGUUGGCCAGAGGCAUUUCCUACCAGGACGGCCAAGGCUCGGGAGUCUCUUACAGAAAAGACCCUGGAACCACAAUGGGAAGGACCGUUCCAGGUACUCCUCACAUCCUUCACAGCAAUAAAGAUUAAGGAACAGAAUGCCUGGAUUCACCACUCCCGUGUGAAGAAGGCACCUAAAUCUCCAUGGAGAGUCACGCAAGUACAGCAAGGAAAGCUUACCUUGUCACGACGCUGAUUGUAAGCCUAAUAGGGGAACUUGAGGCAUGGGAGAAUAAUGCCUUUUUGCAGCUACAUGACAAAAUUGCUAAUGCCAUGAACUGGUCUGAUUGCUGGA
Grus americana (Whooping crane) is the source of this 3164-nucleotide messenger RNA. RefSeq lists its product as uncharacterized. Gene Ontology annotation, biological process: proteolysis. The record is from RefSeq and is a predicted model, not a curated record. Gene Ontology annotation, molecular function: aspartic-type endopeptidase activity; RNA-DNA hybrid ribonuclease activity; zinc ion binding. Lineage: Eukaryota; Metazoa; Chordata; Aves; Gruiformes; Gruidae. The transcript is spliced from 3 exons.